Scatophagus argus is the source of this 5208-nucleotide messenger RNA. RefSeq names its product activin receptor type-2B-like. The record is from RefSeq and is a predicted model, not a curated record. Lineage: Eukaryota; Metazoa; Chordata; Actinopteri; Scatophagidae. Bases 616 to 2160 code for a protein of 514 amino acids. Gene Ontology annotation, biological process: activin receptor signaling pathway; cellular response to growth factor stimulus; protein phosphorylation. Gene Ontology annotation, cellular component: plasma membrane; activin receptor complex. Gene Ontology annotation, molecular function: ATP binding; activin binding; activin receptor activity. The transcript is spliced from 11 exons.
UGUAAAACACACGUCUUCCACUAACACCUCCUAUUCCUCCCGUUAGCUUUCAAAAUGACUGGAACAAGGAGAUAAGUAUCGAUGUAAAAGAGAAAUAAAGUCAUUUCGGGCGUAUGUCUACGGUGUCGUGUUAAGGUCACUCGCUGGCUGCCUGAAUUCCCCUCUUUGUGUUUACACAUCCGGGUUUCCCUGUUUGCAGCCCAUUCCCCAUUUAGAAGCCAUUUUGGACACAGAUCAGUAACAUGCAUGUAAACCCCGACCGACCUCCCGAUGCAGCGGUGCUACUAUUCAAGUGAAUAACCUCAAAAAGAGCGCUGGGUUUUCGUCUCGGAUGGUUUAACGGCUUCCCACUCGGUUUUUGGAUCCACUUCCGAUGCGAAAUGCCGCACCUAUUGAUGGACUAACAGCCCCGGCAGUCAAUUAAUCGCUCCUAUCUUUUCUCGCAACAUUGUUGCAGCGUCGCGGCUAUUGACACGCGUUGUGGUGGUGGUUAGGCUGCGGAGGGACCGGAGGCCUGUGGUCGUUUUGAUCCUGGACUGAUGUUUUGGACAAGCUGAGUUUUAAUGUUCGCGGCGGAAAGUGGGGGAAAUCUCUGUCCUGUAUUCAAAACGGAACAUGUCUUUUUCAUGGCUGACUUGUUCACUUCUUCUGGGAACUUUAUGCGCAGGGUACAGUCUAGGCGAAGCAGAGACCCGGGAGUGUGUGUACUACAAUGAUAACUGGCGCACGGAGAGGACCAACCAGAGCGGCUUCGAGCGCUGCGAGGGGGAGAAGGACAAGCGGCUGCACUGUUACGCCUCCUGGCUCAACUCCUCAGGGACCAUCAAGCUGGUGAAGAAAGGCUGCUGGCUGGACGACUUCAACUGCUAUGACAGGCAAGAGUGUGUCUCCAUGGAGGAAAACCCUCAGGUCUUCUUCUGCUGCUGCGAGGGCAACUACUGCAAUGAACGAUUCACCCACCUUCCUGACAUGAUUGGCAGUGGCAACCGAGUGAAAAUCCGGCCUCCGCCUCGAGUGCCGUCUCUGCUCAAUGUGCUGGUGUACUCCCUGCUGCCUCUCUGCGUGCUGUCCUUGGCCCUCGUUCUGGCCUUGUGGAUGUAUCGCCACCGCAAACCGCCGUACGGCCACGUAGACCUGAGCGAGGAUCCUGGACCAGCUCCUCCAUCUCCCUUGGUGGGUCUGAAACCACUGCAGCUGCUGGAAAUCAAAGCAAGGGGGCGGUUUGGUUGUGUUUGGAAGGCCCAGUUGAUGAGCGAAUAUGUUGCUGUAAAGAUCUUCCCUGUUCAGGAUAAGCAGUCGUGGCAGAAUGAACGCGACAUAUUCAUGACUCCGGGGAUGCGACAUGAAAACCUCUUGCGUUACAUCGCUGCAGAGAAGCACGGAACCAACCUGGAGACGGAGCUGUGGCUCAUCACGGAGUUUCAUGAGAGGGGCUCACUGACAGACCACCUGAAGGGUAACACUGUGACCUGGAGUGAGCUGUGUCACGUAGCAGAGACCAUGUCCCGCGGCUUGGCUUACCUCCAUGAGGACAUUCCCAGCUACAAGGGAGAGGGCCCCAAGCCCACCAUUGCACACAGGGACUUCAAGAGUAAGAAUGUGAUGCUACGAGAUGACCUGACUGCAGUCAUUGGAGACUUUGGGCUCGCUGUACGAUUUGAACCUGGAAAACCUCCGGGAGAUACUCAUGGCCAGGUGGGUACGAGGCGUUACAUGGCUCCAGAGGUGCUGGAGGGAGCCAUAAACUUCCAGCGAGACUCCUUCCUGAGGAUAGACAUGUAUGCUAUGGGCUUGGUGCUGUGGGAGCUGGUGUCUCGCUGCACAGAGGCCGAUGGUACAGUUGGUGAGUACAUGCUGCCGUUUGAAGAUGAAAUAGGCCAGCAUCCCUCCCUGGAGGAUCUGCAGGAUGUGGUCGUGCACAAGAAGAUGCGUCCAGUCAUCAAGGACUGCUGGCUCAAACAUCCUGGUCUGAGCCAGAUGUGCGAGACCAUCGAGGAAUGUUGGGAUCACGACGCAGAGGCACGAUUAUCCGCUGGCUGCGUGGAGGAGCGCAUCGGCCAGAUCGCCAGGACGAUCAGCAGCACUACCUCAGACAGUCCUGUCUCCAUUGUGACGUCUCUCACCAACGAGGACCUACCUCCCAAAGAGUCCAUCACCUGAACUGGUGACACCAUCCUUCAACUGAGCUCCUGACUUUUUAUUUCUCAAAUCCAAACUCUGCGGGUCUCCGUGAAUAUUUAAAAGCAUAAAAAAAACAACAACAAGGAACGUGAAUGCAGCUGCUAUUUUAUCCCGAUACUGGUAUUUUUUUUCCCGUUAUAAUGUUUUCAGCGUUUAAAGUCCGAUCUUACUAACACAUCCAUCUGCUGUAGUUUUGAAGUAGUAAUAAGUUAUGCGAUGGGCACAUCUGAUAACAUCCAUGUGUCAGAUCUUCAGUGCUGUCAUUACCUCAUGUAUUUCUCUUGUGUUAGUCUAUUUUUAUUACCUCAUAAGUUUAACGUUUUCCUGUCUUGGUCAUGAUCUUCUUUGGCCAAAUGAACUUUUGCUCCAAACCUCGGACAACGUGCUGCACACCUCGGAGGAACCGUUUUGAGACUGUUAGACAAAAUAUAUUCAUCUUCCUCAGGGGUCGAAGCUUCUCGAUUUUUAAACGCGACAGUGCUCUUUUAUUUUAAACCUGUGAAUGCCUCUGAACGGGGGGAAAAAAAAAGAUCAAAAACUUUGGAGCACACCUGUUUAAUCGCAGGGGAGGAGCUAAAAUGGGGAGCUAAGCAGUUGUAUUGGACAUUUUGGACUUUUUGAAGAUUUGGGACAGGAGUCUUGUCCCCGGGGAACUACCUCUCAGGUAUCCAGUCGGCCUCUUUGGAACAUUUUCUCUAAGUCGAGAGCCAAGCUAUCCAGCUAGCUAUCAUGGACGUAUUCCUGGAUUUGUUUUGUUUAUUAAUUGUAGAAAUUCAGAGUUACUCCUUUGCCAGUGCCAGGAGCAUUGAUGGAUGCUGCCUGGAGUUGCAAUGUUACACAUUCUUGUUUUCUUCUGUCUUUUUUUUUUUUUUUUUUUUAAACUGUCUGUGUGCGUGCGCGUGUGUGUGUGUGAGAGAGAGAAGACUAAAUGAUGUGAGAUGGACAGAGAGCGUGUGUUUAAAAUAAGAACUGUGGACAGACAGGUUUAUCCUUGCGAGGGCCAUACUUGAGUAAGCAACAUGUCUGUUUUUAAUUUUCAUGGGUGUUUGUUCAAUAGACUCAGUUGGACACCAGUCCCCAGAUACCUCAGUCACUGUACAUCAUGCAAGGAGAGCUCAAAUGGUUGCCUUUGUCUCAAAUGCAAUGCCAUAGUUGUACCAUAACAUGAAUACCAUACAUUGAAUGUCUGUUAUGCUGCUGUGACUAUUCCAGGAUACUCAAGGAUUUGUAGAUGUACAUGUAUUCUUUGUUAAUAUAACGCUAAUGGUAUUAUGUGAGGCUAAUAUUCUGUUUGUGUUUUGUUUUUUUGUUUUUUUUUUGUUUUUUGACCGGGUAAGCCCUCAGCUGCUUACUCUUCCAGAGUGACCUCAGAUGUUCUGACAAGUACCUCAGGCUUUUUUCUACAUAUAUAUCAAGUUGUGUUAUGUAUUUUAUUGUGUUUUAGUAGUUGAGAUAUUCUAUUGCCGGUUGGGUCUCUGUCUGUGGAGAUUUUUUUAUUAUUUUUUUUAAAAUAGAGCCCGACCAGUUGUCAUGGUGUUAAUGCUCUAUAAAGUUAAAAGAAGAGAGACAGAUUCUUGUAAAUAUAACCUGUACACACAGUUGCCGGACACUGAUCUGACUUAAAAAAAAAAACAAAACAAAAAAAAACAAAAAAAGAAAAUCAGGGCAUUACUGUUCUCAUUUCACAGAAUAGGCAAUGGAUUUCUCAGUUCCACCUCUACAAGUAUAAAAGUCAUUGUAACAGCCAGCCCUGUGACUUUAUAUAUUCAGAUUUUUUUUUUUUUCAAGAAUGGUGGUAUCUGUUGGUAUAUCAGUUCCUCUGGAUCAGAAGCUGUAUAGGAGGCACUUGCAUUAGAAGGUUUAGUGUGUAUAUCAUCAAAAACAGACAAAAAAAAAGGAAAAAAAACUGAUUGGUGCUGGCAGCUUCUGUGAUUGGCCACUGGAAAUGCCAGUUUGAACAGUAUUACCUCAAUAUUAACCCGCUGAUGUGAUGUUUCAGACUUGUUCAGUGAUAGUUUAGCCACAUUGGACGACACACACAGGCUCAUCUGUUGUGCUGUGACUAGUGCUGUGGAACGAUGGUGAUUUUUAACAGUGGUCUGUAAUGCUUGCUCCUGUGCAGUAUUGGUAAAGAACGUGUGUGUGGGGGGGAAUCAGUACAGAACAAUGUUUUUAGUGUUUGGAAAUCAUCGUUGUUGUGUCUAUAACCACAUGAUUUAUUAGUAAUACGGCCCUGAUAUGUUUCAUGUAAACAGUGGCAUGUGCGUGGUCCAAGGGUCCAGCAAUAUUUAUUAUACAGCAAUAGUCACUUGAAUAUCAUAGUUUCUGUAACUAAACUCUGCUAUUUUCUUCUGUGGAUCCGUUAAAUCCAUCCCAUCACACCUGGGUCAUGUUCUGAUGAGGACACACAUUAAGGCCUCCUGAUGGGAGGGGAGGAAAAAUGCUUUGGUUUUAAUUUGUGUGCAUGAGCUGAACGUGACCCGGGUGCUUUUCACGUAUUGUGCCAGAAAAACAGCAAUCACGAAGGAAAAUCAGCCGUGAUCAGUUGUUACCUCCAAAUGCUGUCUUACACCCAGCUCUUCUGAACAGAAAAACCAGUUACCUCAUGCAGUACCUCGUUAGUAACACUAACAUGGAGUCAAGUCUCGUCUUCAAAAAAAAAAAAAAGAAAAAAAAGAAAAUAUAGAAAAGACAAAAAUAUCAAUUAUUGUGUAUAUAUUUACUUGACAAUGUAAAGGCUUUCCUCCUUUUCAUGUGUGAAUCCUGUGAAAGCAAUUUUUUUUUUUUUUGAUUUACAGUCAACAUAUUGUUCAUUUUCUCGUAGUGUGAAUGGAUGUUUGACUGCAUUGUGUGACCUUCCCUGUUUAUGUGAAGAGUGUGUGUGUGUGUGUUUGUAUGUUGAUUGGUUUCACUAAAAUGGUUUUGAAUGGUAAUUUUAUCUGUGAGUUGAAAUGCUUAGAAAUAUAAACUAGAUGAGAAUACAUCCAUUUUUUGUAUAUUAAAAUAAAGACAAACACUGAUUAACCA